This is a messenger RNA of Neltuma alba, 1597 nucleotides long. Its product is annotated as probable ADP,ATP carrier protein At5g56450. Gene Ontology annotation, biological process: mitochondrial ATP transmembrane transport; mitochondrial ADP transmembrane transport. Lineage: Eukaryota; Viridiplantae; Streptophyta; Magnoliopsida; Fabales; Fabaceae. Gene Ontology annotation, cellular component: mitochondrial inner membrane. The transcript has 2 exons. The record is from RefSeq and is a predicted model, not a curated record. Gene Ontology annotation, molecular function: ATP:ADP antiporter activity. Bases 251 to 538 code for a protein of 95 amino acids.
AGAAUUGCACGAAGGAUUGAUUAUGGUCACGGGCAUAGAUUCAUUCGCUUAAUCCUAAAAUGGAUGGCGUCUUCAAGGGAAUGAGUGGGAAUUUGAAUAAAGCAAAUAAGCAGUGAGGGAGGUGGAAGGAAGGGCUGGGAAGACGACGGAGGCGGAGAUUCGAACGACGUGAGCAGAGCAGCUGGACGCACAAACAACAAGUUCUGUAUUGAAGCCCUACUCUUCACUCACUAACUUUUGCCGUGAUCUGAUGGCAGAGGCGGUCAUGGGUGGCACGGUGCACACGAUUGUGGCCCCAGUGGAGCGGGCCAAGCUUUUGUUGCAGGCCCAAGAAAGCAAUAUGGCUAUUGUUGCCGGUGGGCGUCGGAAAUUUGAAGGCUUGUUUGAUUGUAUACUCUGUACUGUCAGUCUGUCAGGAGAAGGCAUUCUCUCCGUGUGGAGAGGCAAAGCAGCAGUGUUCUUCGCUGUUAUCCCCACGUCACCCUCAAUUUCUUACUCAAGCCGGGUGUACAGCGCUGAUAUUAGUAUUCCUACUUGACAUUGCGCACACUCGCCUCGCUGCUGAUAUUCGAGGAACACAAGCCCCCCAAUUUCGGGGCAUCCACCACUUCCCGGCUACCAUAUACCUAUAAGAACAGGAUCAUAGGGAUUUACAGGGGUCUUCCUGCGUCUCUAUAAAGACACUGAGUGAAGAAUCAAGGCCUGAGUUGGCAUUGUGGAGACGUUGGAUGGUGGCUCAGGCGGUAACGACCUCCGCAGGGUUGAUAUCAUAUCCAGUAGACGCAGUUCGAAGAAGAAUGAUGAUGCCGGCUGGCAUGGACAAGGCCGUGUGCAACGGCACCCUUGACUGCUGAAAGAAGAUAUAUCGGACGGAGGGGUUGCCUUUAUUUUACCGCGGGGCAGGUUCCAUUAUGUUCAGGAGCUCAGGGGCAGCAGCUAUUCUAAUUCUAGUGUUGGAUGACGAGGUCAAGAAAUUUCUGAAUAUUUCUUUUGGCCAAUGAUUUGCUUCAUGUCAACAUCAGUGAGUCACUGUGGCCUUCAGAAAUACGCCAGGGAUCCAACGAAUGGUUCAUUGACCAGGUGGCUCUUGGGGCUGCAGGGAUUUGUUCAAUUGUUAAUGAUUAGGCGUUACGUGAGAUGCCCAUCCUGCUGUGUCUCAUUCAAUUCUAUAUUUCUGUUCACAGGAAUCGUCCAAAAAGGAAUUACGUGAGAUAAAAGGAGCGGAGGUUGUGGAGGAGGGGCCAGCAAAGUCGGAACCUUGAAGAUGCAUUGCUUUUUGAAAAGGGGAAUAGGGAGCAGCUUAAAGCAAUGGGAACGAUGGGAAGUAUAGGGUGCGAAGGUGAAGGAAGUAAAGGGGCUUUUGGAGGGAAGAGAGUGCAUCAAUGAAAUUAAAAUAACGAGUUGAGAACCCAAGCAUUAAGGAGCAUUCAUUGCCACUUUAGGUGCACAAUGGUUGUUUAUUGACGCAACUUGCAAACCAAACAAAAGAAAAAGAAGCAUAGUGGAAGGAGGGUUGGGGCAGACGGGGGAAGAAUCCUGGGGAGAUUCUUAUUACGUGAGGCGUGUCGAGAUUCUAAAAGAGGGGGAGAGGGAAUGG